AUGGCAUCCCUAUCUCAAUUCUUGAAUCAUGCUUUCACCAUCACCAUGGCCUUCUUCUCCAUCCUACUACUUGAGCUAGCCAUAUUCAUCUUGGGCCCGGCCCGAACCACCACUACCACGACCACCGAAAAAUUCCUCAAAAUCGUCGAUCAGAAAGUUCCGGCCAGUCGGUACACGAUCACCGGAGUCGAACCAACGGAGUGUAGGGUGUGCUUGUCGGUUUAUGAAGAAGGAGAUGAAGUUCGGAAAUUGAAGUGUAAGCACACGUUCCAUAAGGACUGUCUCGACACGUGGCUGCAGCACCACUCUGCCACCUGUCCGUUGUGCCGCCGGGUCGUCCUGCCGGAGGAGGUGGUGGUGAAGCACCGGGACCGCCGUCAGUGGGAGUACUAUGAUGAGAGUGAUGAGGAGCUAAUAUUAUUACGUUAUUUUUGUACACGUGGAAUAUGGUAA
Molecule: messenger RNA, 453 nt
Organism: Erythranthe guttata (spotted monkey flower)
Lineage: Eukaryota; Viridiplantae; Streptophyta; Magnoliopsida; Lamiales; Phrymaceae
Molecular function (GO): zinc ion binding
Source: RefSeq, a predicted model, not a curated record